Messenger RNA from Mangifera indica (mango), 6350 nucleotides. RefSeq names its product callose synthase 7-like. Gene Ontology annotation, molecular function: 1,3-beta-D-glucan synthase activity. Lineage: Eukaryota; Viridiplantae; Streptophyta; Magnoliopsida; Sapindales; Anacardiaceae. The transcript has 42 exons. Gene Ontology annotation, cellular component: plasma membrane; 1,3-beta-D-glucan synthase complex. Gene Ontology annotation, biological process: (1->3)-beta-D-glucan biosynthetic process. The coding region runs from base 411 to 6149 and encodes 1912 amino acids. The record is from RefSeq and is a predicted model, not a curated record.
UCAGGCGACUAUGUUUCUUGCAGUUGCAGGAGAAAGCCUGGGAGAGUUUUAAGCAUAAAUUCUGCUCUGUUCAGCAUGGGAAAAGUUUCUUCAUAAAAAGCAGACUUCUUAUCUCUUCAUUUCAUUUGUUUUUUAUCAGACAAAAACAAAUUCAAAAGCAAAAGCACAAAUUUCUUUUCUUUUUUUUCGCAUUCAUUCUUUUCUUCCUCUAAGAGCAAUCACUUUGCCCCACUUCCCACCCAAAGUAUCUGUCUUCUCUUUCUUUAUACAAAUACCUAAAUAAUGAUGUUCAUUCUUCACAAAAUUCCAAACACAAACACUACCUUCGACGACGACAACUGCAACAACUUUGCCAGGAGAGUUUUUUCGAUAAUUUCGUCUAAUACUGAGUGGUUUAACAGCGAGCCGCCAUGGCCAGUUCCAGUACGGUUCCACAGCGGUCUCAGUCCAGGAGGAUGAGUCGAGCUCAGACCAUGCUGGUCGACUUGCAGAAUGAAGACAGCUCGGCUAUGGACAGUGAGCUGGUGCCAUCCUCCUUGGCCGUCAUUGCUCCAAUUCUUCGUGUGGCUAAUGAAAUUCAAGAGGAUAACCCUAGAGUCGCGUAUCUCUGCCGCUUCCAUGCAUUUGAGAAGGCACAUAGGAUGGAUCCAACAUCUAGUGGCCGUGGUGUCCGACAGUUUAAGACCUAUCUGUUGCAUAGACUUGAGAAGGAAGAACAAGAGACAAGGCCGCGGCUUGCAAGAAAUGAUCCCAAAGAAAUCCAGUUGUAUUAUCAGAAUUACUAUGAGAACAAUAUCAAAAGAGGCCAACAGACAAAAAAACCGGAGGAGAUGGCUAAGAUUUUGCAGAUUGCAACAGUAUUGUAUGAUGUGUUAAAAACUGUUGUACCUUCUUCAAAAGUUGACGAAGAGACCCACAAGUAUGCUGAAGAUGUUAAGAGGAAGCGGGAACAAUAUGAACAUUAUAACAUUCUUCCACUAAAUGCUACAGGGGCUAAAUCAGCAAUCAUGGAACUCCCUGAGAUCAAAGCCGCAAUUCGUGCAUUGCAUAAUGUGCAAAACCUUCCCAUGUCCAGAGUUCGUGCAACACCCAAUGUUCCUCAUGCCUUGCCUGAGGAGAAGGAUAAAUCUGUUGUUGACAUACUUGAUUGGCUUUCUUCAUAUUUUGGGUUUCAGAAAGGAAAUGUAGCAAACCAGAGGGAGCACCUAAUACUGCUUCUUGCAAACAUGGAUGUACGGUACAAGAAUAGUGAAAAUUAUAUACAGCUGAGUAGCACCACUGUAGACCAGUUGAUGGACAAAAUUUUCAAGAAUUACAAAUCAUGGUGUAAGUAUUUGCGUUGUGACUUGAAAAUUAGGAUUCCUGAAGGUUUUGACAAGCAACAAAUAUGUCUUAUCUACAUUGGACUGUAUCUUCUUAUAUGGGGUGAAGCUUCAAAUAUACGGUUUAUGCCUGAAUGCAUUUGCUACAUCUUCCAUAAUAUGGCAAAGGAAGUCUAUGAUGUGAUUAGCAAUGUGCCCUCUGCCAGUGGAGACAUGUACUAUGGAGAUGCACCUGAUGAUGAAGCGUUUUUGCGGAACGUUAUAACCCCUAUCUACCAGGUCUUGCGGAAGGAAGCUAAAAGAAAUAAAGGGGGCAAGACAAGCCAUUCAAGGUGGAGAAAUUAUGAUGAUCUAAACGAAUAUUUUUGGUCCGAAAGGUGUCUUAAGCUGGGUUGGCCGAUGCAACUUAAAGCGGACUUUUUCGCGAAUUCAGAGCCGAUAUUGCCUGCAAAUGAUAGAACCAACCAGGUCCAUACUGGAAAGAGAAAGCCUAAAACUAAUUUUGUUGAAGCCCGCACAUUUUGGCACCUUUAUAGAAGUUUUGACCGAAUGUGGAUAUUCUUCACAUUGGCUUUCCAGGCUAUGGUAAUUGUUGCAUGGAGUUCUUCUGGAUCUCUACUUGCUUUUUUUGAAGAGGAUGUGUUCAGAAGGGUGACAAGCAUUUUCAUUACUCAAGCUUUUCUUAAUUUUCUGCAAGCUGCCCUGGAUAUAAUUCUUAGUUUGAAUGCCUGGAGAAGCUUGAAAUUUACCCAGAUCCUGCGGUACGUUCUGAAAUUUGCAGUAGCAACUGUGUGGGCAGUGGUUCUGCCAAUUGGUUAUGCCAGCUCUGUGCUGAAUCCAACUGGACUUGUGAAACUUUUUAGCGACUGGGCUGGGAAUUGGCAGAGCCAAACAUUUUAUAAUUAUGCUGUGGCAAUUUAUUUGAUACCCAAUAUAUUGGCUGCCAUAAUGUUUUUUCUUCCAUUUUUGCGGAGAACUAUGGAGCGUUCAAAUUGGCGUAUCAUCACACUUUUUAUGUGGUGGGCUCAGCCGAAACUCUAUGUAGGAAGAGGCUUGCAUGAGAGCAUAUUCUCACUUCUAAAGUAUACAUUAUUUUGGAUCAUGCUGCUAAUCAGCAAGCUAGCAUUCAGCUACUAUGUGGAGAUACUGCCACUUGUUGGACCAACGAAGUUAAUUAUGGACGUCCAUGUAGUUAAUUAUGAAUGGCAUGAGUUCUUUCCAAAUGCAACCUAUAAUAUUGGAGUUGUUAUUGCAAUAUGGGCUCCUAUUGUCCUGGUUUAUUUUAUGGAUGCUCAAAUAUGGUAUUCCAUAUUUUCCACCCUUUUUGGUGGAAUUCAUGGAGCAUUAAGCCAUUUGGGUGAGAUACGAACACUUGGAAUGUUGCGGUCAAGAUUUGAUGAUGUGCCUUUAGCUUUCUGUGAUCGUCUUCUGCCAUCAUCAAAAGAAGAUAGGAAAAAAUACAUGGAUGAGGCAAUACAUCGGCAGAAUAUUGCAAAUUUUUCUCAGGUGUGGAAUGAAUUCAUAGAAAGCAUGCGAAAAGAGGAUCUGCUCAGCAAUGAGGAAAGGGACUUGCUACUUGUGCCGUAUUCCUCAAGCGAUAUCUCUGUUGUCCAGUGGCCACCUUUUCUGCUUGCUAGCAAGAUUCCUAUUGCAUUAGACAUGGCGAAGGAUUUCAAGGGGAGGGAGGAUGCUGAUUUAUUUAAGAAAAUAAAGAGUGAUGGUUAUAUGCUUUCGGCUGUUAUUGAAUGUUAUGAGACACUAAGGGAUAUAAUGUAUGGGCUGCUGGUAGAUGAAGCUGAUAGGCUGAUUUUGAGGCAGAUUUGUUUUGAAGUAGACACUUCUAUACUGCAGAAUAGGUUCUUGACUGAGUUUCGCAUGAGCGGGAUGCCUUCUCUUAGUGACAAAUUGGAAAAAUUUCUCAAAGUCUUGCUAUCUGAAAUUGAAAGUGUUGACGUAUACAAGUCUCAGAUAAUUAAUGUCCUCCAGGAUAUUAUUGAAAUUAUUACACAGGAUAUUAUGGCUAAUGGCAAUGAAAUCCUUGAAAGAGCUCAUGUACAAAGUUCAUAUCUAGAAAAUGAAAAGAAAGAGCAGAGAUUUGAAAAGAUAAAUAUUCACCUUAUAGAGAACAAAUCGUGGAAGGAGAAGGUUGUUAGGCUUUUUUUGCUUUUGACAGUCAAAGAAUCUGCAAUAAAUGUGCCAACAAAUUUGGAUGCUCGCCGCCGUAUCACUUUCUUUGCAAAUUCAUUGUUUAUGAAUAUGCCAAGUGCUCCAAAAGUUCGUGACAUGCUCUCCUUUAGUGUUUUGACACCAUAUUAUAAGGAAGAUGUUCUAUAUUCUGUUGAGGAACUUAAUAAGGAGAAUGAGGAUGGAAUAUCAAUUCUGUUUUACCUACAGAAAAUAUAUCCUGAUGAAUGGGCCAAUUUCCUGCAUCGUAUCAAUGAUCAAAAACAAAAUUAUUCAAUGGAAAUGAAGAAUGAUUUAACUCGUCAAUGGGUAUCUUACAGAGGGCAGACACUCUCAAGAACAGUGAGAGGGAUGAUGUACUACAAACGGGCUCUAGAAGUGCAAUGCUUCCUGGAGAUGGCAAGAGAUAGUGAAAUUCCUGGUGGUUACCGGAACUUUGAAUCAAGUGGGGAUGAUGAGAAGGCUUUUGCAGAAGCUCUGGCAGAUAUGAAGUUCACAUAUGUUGUCUCUUGUCAGGUCUAUGGAGCUCAAAAAAAAUCUGAUGAUCAAAGAGAUCGUAGUUGUUAUAGUAAUAUUUUGAAUCUCAUGUUAACGUAUCCAUCCCUGCGUGUUGCUUACAUAGAUGAAAGGGAGGAGACUGUGAAUGGAAUAUCUCAGAAGUUCUAUUACUCUGUUCUUUUGAAAGGAGGUGAUAAGUUUGAUGAGGAGAUAUAUCGGGUUAAGCUUCCAGGACCUCCAACAGAAAUUGGUGAAGGAAAACCUGAAAAUCAAAAUCAUGCCAUCAUUUUUACUCGUGGAGAAGCCCUACAGACAAUAGACAUGAAUCAGGAUAAUUACUUUGAGGAGGCUUUCAAAAUGAGAAAUGUGUUAAAGGAAUUCCUAGAUUCUUCUAGUCGACCUACAAUAUUAGGUCUAAGGGAGCAUAUUUUUACUGGAAGUGUUUCUUCACUUGCUUGGUUCAUGUCAAAUCAAGAGACUAGUUUUGUCACUAUUGGCCAACGAAUUUUGGCAAAUCCUUUGAGGGUACGCUUUCAUUAUGGUCAUCCUGAUAUAUUUGAUCGGAUCUUCCACAUAACAAGGGGUGGCAUUAGCAAAGCUUCAAAGACAAUUAACUUAAGUGAGGAUGUAUUUGCAGGUUACAAUUCAACUUUGCGUGGUGGUCGUAUAACACAUCAUGAAUACAUCCAAGUAGGCAAGGGGCGUGACGUGGGAAUGAAUCAGAUAUCAGCAUUUGAGGCAAAGGUUGCAAAUGGAAAUGGAGAGCAGACUCUUAGUCGUGAUGUUUAUCGUCUAGGACGCCGGUUUGACUUCUAUAGAAUGCUUUCAUUCUAUUUUACGACAGUUGGAUUUUAUUUUAGUAGCAUGGUUACCGUGCUAACUGUGUAUGUAUUCUUGUAUGGACGUGUAUACAUGGUUAUGAGCGGAUUGGAAAAAAACAUUCUUGCGUCUCCAAACAUACAUCAAAGCAAGGCCCUUGAAGAAGCUUUGGCUACCCCGUCUGUCUUUCAGCUUGGUUUGUUACUGGUGCUUCCAAUGGUAAUGGAGAUUGGCCUGGAAAAAGGGUUUCGCACUGCUCUGGGUGAUUUUAUCAUUAUGCAGCUGCAGUUGGCUUCUGUAUUCUUUACAUUCCAGCUUGGAACAAAAGCACAUUAUUUUGGCAGAACAAUCUUGCAUGGAGGUGCUAAAUAUCGAGCUACUGGUCGUGGCUUUGUUGUUUUUCAUGCGAAGUUUGCUGAAAACUAUAGAUUGUACUCUCGGAGUCACUUUGUGAAGGGACUGGAGCUGGUUAUAUUAUUGGUCUUAUAUGAAGUUUAUGGGGAUUCAUAUCGCAGUUCAAAUCUUUACCUGUUUAUUACUUUCUCUUUGUGGUUCCUGGUUGCCUCAUGGUUGUUUGCUCCUUUUGUGUUCAAUCCAUCUGGUUUUGAUUGGCAAAAAACAGUGGAUGAUUGGACAGACUGGAAGAGGUGGAUGGGAAACCGUGGUGGUAUUGGGAUCCCAACUGAAAAAAGUUGGGAAUCGUGGUGGGAUGGAGAACAAGAACACCUCAAACACACAAACAUAAGGGGACGGAUUUUGGAGAUCAUCCUUGUAUUUCGCUUCUUCAUCUUCCAGUAUGGAAUUGUCUACCACCUUGAUAUAGCCCAUCACAGCAAGAGUUUGCUGGUCUAUGGACUCUCUUGGAUAGUUCUGCUGUCUGCACUUUUAGUUUUAAAGAUGGUAUCAAUGGGUAGACGGAAAUUUGGUACCGACUUCCAGCUGAUGUUCAGGAUCCUCAAGGCGCUUCUAUUCCUUGGUUUCGUGUCAGUCAUGACUGUCUUGUUUGUAGUAUGUGGGCUCACCAUAUCAGAUUUAUUCGCUUGCCUUCUUGCUUUCUUGCCUUCAGGCUGGGCCCUUCUUCUGAUUGGGCAAGCGAGCAGCCCUUUGUUUAAGAGGUUAGGAUUAUGGGAUUCAAUAAAAGAGCUAGCUCGAGCAUACGAGUACAUAAUGGGACUGGUAAUCUUCGCCCCUAUCGCUAUUCUGUCAUGGUUCCCGUUUGUAUCAGAGUUUCAAACUCGCCUGCUCUUCAAUCAAGCAUUCAGUAGAGGUCUCCAGAUUUCUAUGAUUCUUACUGGGAGGAAAGAAAAGACAACAGGAUCUAAAUAAAUUUCAUAGUAUUUCUCAUUCAUUUUUUCUCAGUAUACAUUAGUAUGUUGUGGUAGGAAAGCUUCUGUUACAUCCAGUAUGGUCAUUUUGGAAGGGAAAUCUAUUACUUGUUAUAAAGUAAACAAAUGAUACUGUUACCUUAUUUUAUAUUUUUGUUUUUCGGAAUCCUUGAAAUAUUAAUAUAUUACUUUGUUAUAUGUA